Messenger RNA from Vicia villosa (hairy vetch), 713 nucleotides. RefSeq lists its product as uncharacterized. NCBI's taxonomy places the organism in Eukaryota, Viridiplantae, Streptophyta, Magnoliopsida, Fabales, Fabaceae. The transcript has 2 exons. The record is from RefSeq and is a predicted model, not a curated record. Gene Ontology annotation, molecular function: acylphosphatase activity. Bases 1 to 411 code for a protein of 136 amino acids.
AUGGUAUCAAACAUUAUUAGAGUGAUUCACACGCAACCCAGAUUCAUUUCUAAUAACACUGCUUCUAGAAUCUUCCAUCUCCGUCGACAUUCAAUUUCUAUUAUGGCAACUUCUCAAGACUCAUCUUCAACCAAAACGGAGAGGGUGGUGGUAAAGGGAAGGGUGCAGGGAGUAUUUUACAGGAACUGGACAGUGGAUAAUGCGAAUGAAUUGGGGCUAAAGGGAUGGGUUCGAAACCGGAGGGAUGGUUCUGUGGAGGCUCUGUUCUCAGGGAGUUUUGAUGCGGUGAAGGAAAUGGAGCAGAGGUGUCGUCGUGGUCCGUCGGAAGCUGUUGUCACUGGGCUAGAGGUUUUCCCCUGCGGUGAUGAAGAUGAUCCUGGUGCUGGUUUCCAACGCAAACCAACUGUUUGAUUUUAUUCUUCAACCAGUACUCGUGAUUGUGAGUUCCCUUGAUAUGCAUGAUCUCUACAUUAUUAGGUCUGUUUGGAAAUACAUGUUUUUAUUGUAACGUUGGAUUGCGGUAGUAACUAAUGUACAUGUUCUAUAAUAAUCUUAAAACUUCAAUAAUUUAAUGGUGUGCUGCGUAAAAACGUCGUCCCAAUGUUGGAUUCUCACAUAUGUCGGACACUUGACACAUCUUCAGUUUCUUCCUAUUGAACAAUGUAAUGUUUUCACUUGAUUGAAGUAGGGUAAUGGAUGAUAGAUUGAUAGUA